Solanum pennellii is the source of this 1780-nucleotide messenger RNA. RefSeq names its product UDP-glucose 4-epimerase GEPI48-like. The record is from RefSeq and is a predicted model, not a curated record. Gene Ontology annotation, biological process: galactose metabolic process; rRNA processing. Gene Ontology annotation, cellular component: cytosol. Gene Ontology annotation, molecular function: UDP-glucose 4-epimerase activity; RNA binding. Lineage: Eukaryota; Viridiplantae; Streptophyta; Magnoliopsida; Solanales; Solanaceae. The transcript has 9 exons. The coding region runs from base 315 to 1361 and encodes 348 amino acids.
GGAGUCACUGUAGUAUAAACAGCCGCCGAUGCAAAACUUUUUUUUCUUGACAGACUGCCGACGUGAUGAAACUUCCUUCCCACAUGGCCAUUUUUUUCUUCCUUAAAACUAUUCGUUGAUUUGGUUUCUUUACACCCAAUGACAGAGAAGAGCUGACAUCUUCUUUUUUUUUCUCUCUCACAAAUCAUCAUUAUAUAAAGUAGACUUUGGACUCUGUUUCAAGUCCGAAAAUAUCAGAUUUUCAUUCUCUAACCUCAAAUCGAACCUUUUUUUUCUUGAAUUUUUGGUUUUUUUUUUUGUUGUGAUUUGGAUCAAUGUCGAAGAAUAUAUUGGUGACGGGUGGAGCUGGGUAUAUUGGGAGUCACACGGUGUUACAGUUGCUGUUGGGUGGUUAUAAGACAGUGGUGGUUGAUAAUUUGGAUAAUUCAUCUGCAAUUGCAAUCAAAAGGGUUCAGGAACUUGCGGGUCGAUUUGGGUCUAACCUAUUGUUUUACAAUAUUGAUCUGCGUGAUAAGCCUGCAGUUGAAAAGCUUUUCGAGUCUAACAAGUUUGAUGCUGUUAUACAUUUUGCUGGACUAAAAGCAGUGGGUGAAAGUGUUCAGAAACCUUUGAUGUACUAUAACAACAAUAUUACAGGUACAAUAACCCUGCUGGAAGUCAUGGCAACGCGUGGAUGCAAAAAUCUUGUGUUCUCUUCAUCGUCUACCGUCUAUGGUUGGCCAAAAGAGGUUCCUUGUACUGAGGAAUCUCCCAUAAGUGCUGCAAAUCCUUAUGGAAGGACAAAGCUCUUCGCUGAAGAUAUUUGCCGAGAUGUCUACCAUUCUGACUCUCAAUGGAAAGUCAUAUUGUUGCGGUACUUCAAUCCUAUUGGUGCACAUCCAAGUGGCUGUAUUGGUGAUGAUCCACGUGGAAUUCCAAACAACCUCAUGCCCUUUGUUCAACAAGUUGCUGUUGGCAGGAGACCAGCACUGACAGUUUAUGGAACUGAUUAUCCAACAAAGGAUGGCACUGCGGUACGUGAUUACAUUCAUGUUGUUGAUUUAGCAGAUGGCCAUAUUGCUGCCUUGCGGAAGCUAUUUGAUCCUUCGACCGGUUGUGAAGUUUACAACCUGGGAACUGGGAAAGGAUCAUCAGUCUUGGAAGUGGUGGCAGCAUUUGAGAAGGCAUCAGGAAAGAAAAUUCCACUGGUGAUGUCUGGUCGAAGACCUGGGGAUGCUGAAAUUGUAUACGCAGCAACAGAGAAAGCAGAACGAGAAUUGAAUUGGAGGGCUAAAUAUGGCAUUGAAGAUAUGUGCCGGGAUCAGUGGAACUGGGCCAGUAAAAACCCCUACGGCUAUGAAGGAUCGAAGGAAUCAAAGUGAUAGAGUUCAGUAUGCUCCUUUUAACUGCAUGUUUUUUAAUGGUCCCAUCAUUCCACCUGUUGGUUCGAUUCAUCUUCUCUGCUAAUCACCAACGUGUAGACCAUCAAUCUUUUCUUUCAGAGUAAGGAUUCCGCGUAUAUUACUAGGAUCAUAGAAUGCUCGGAAUAUUUAUAUUUUUCUAACUUGAAGUUCUGAAGCGAGUGGAAUGUUUUCCAUCGCGAAGAAAAAGGGAUAGUUGAUGAAUAAUAGCUCAUUUAGCUGAAAUCUAUAGCGACAUUUUAUUCGUUCUUUUAUUCUUUUGUAACUAGCAGCACUACAAUCAUAUUGUUUAAAGAUUCUAAUUACAUUAUUUAUGCUUUGAUUGAUUAUUUUUGGUUCACUGUAAACCUGUUAAGAAGAAGCAAUGUGGUGGCUUAUUA